AUGGCACUAAAACCCAACUUGCAACUGGUCCUCACACUUAUGGCCAUUGCAGUGUCCCCAAAGUCACACGAGUGUGAUUCAGGUCCUGUCACCUUCAUGAAUGCCUCCACAGUCACAGAAUUUGUCUUCCUGGGUCUUUCCGGAUCUCGACCCAUCCAGCUCCUUCUCUCUGUCCUGGUCAUGACAUGCUAUGCUGCCAUUCUGUUGGGCAACCUCCUCAUAGUAUUGACUGUGCAUAUAGAUCCAUGCCUUCUAAUCUCACCCAUGUAUUUUUUCUUAGCUAAUUUAUCCAUCCUUGAUACUGCCUUGGGCUCAGUGGUUGUUCCCAAGGUGGCAACAGACCUGAUCACCUGUGGCAGGACCAUCUCAUUUGGGGGCUGUAUGUCCCAGCUCUUUUUCCUACACUUCUUUGGAGGGUCAGAGAUGCUCCUCCUAACCCUCAUGGCUUAUGAUCGCUAUGUGGCCAUUUGCCAUCCACUGACAUAUACUACCACAAUGAACCGCCCAUGCUGUAUUAGACUCCUGUGUUUCUGUUGGGCUGGAGGCCUCCUCCACUCUGCCAGCCAGCUGUUCCUGGUCCUGGGGCUGCCGUUCUGUGGGCCAGAUGAACUGGACAAUUUCUUUUGUGAUGUUCCACAGGUAGUCAAACUGGCUUGUGUUGACACCCGUGUCACUGAGGUACUCAUGGUGGCCAAUAGUGGUCUGCUCUCCCUGGUUUGUUUCAUCAUCUUGCUGGUCUCCUAUGGCAUCAUCCUGAGUGCACUUCAAGGCCGCUUCAGAGAGAGUGGAGGGAAGGCUCUGUACACCUGUAGCUCUCACUUGACAGUGGUCAGCCUUUUCUUUCUGCCUUGCCUCUUUGUGUACCUUGUCCCUAUCUUUAGCUCCAGUUUGGACAAGGUAGCUUCUGUAUUUUAUACCACAAUCACUCCUUUCUUUAACCCUAUGAUAUAUUCUCUAAGAAAUCAGGAAAUGAAGGAGGCAAUGCGCCGUGUGAAGAAGAAAUUAAUUUUUUCCCAUUGGCCUCAGAAGAAUGGAAAAAUAUGA
Candoia aspera is the source of this 1044-nucleotide messenger RNA. RefSeq names its product olfactory receptor 4Q3-like. Bases 1 to 1044 code for a protein of 347 amino acids. Gene Ontology annotation, molecular function: olfactory receptor activity; G protein-coupled receptor activity. Gene Ontology annotation, biological process: G protein-coupled receptor signaling pathway. The transcript has 2 exons. Lineage: Eukaryota; Metazoa; Chordata; Lepidosauria; Squamata; Candoiidae. Gene Ontology annotation, cellular component: plasma membrane. The record is from RefSeq and is a predicted model, not a curated record.